Centruroides sculpturatus (bark scorpion) is the source of this 595-nucleotide messenger RNA. RefSeq lists its product as uncharacterized. The record is from RefSeq and is a predicted model, not a curated record. NCBI's taxonomy places the organism in Eukaryota, Metazoa, Arthropoda, Arachnida, Scorpiones, Buthidae. The transcript has 3 exons. Bases 177 to 476 code for a protein of 99 amino acids.
UUUACUGUAGAAGUACUGUAUAUUUGUAUGCAUCGUUUCAAUUUAAAGGAAUUUCUAGAUUACAAUUUUUCAUUUUAUUUUCUUGCCUAAUAUCACUUAUGAUGGAGUUUUUAAAAUAAUUAAUGUAUUAAAUUGAUAAUUAGCAUAAUAUUUAUAAAUUAAUCGAAAAUGAAUCAAUGGAAGUCCGCUGGGGGAAGAUUUACUGCAUCACAAACAAACUAUUUUGGCCAGUUGACCUUUUGCAUAAAACAUUGGCAGAAUUUCAAGAUGAUUUACCCCCAGGAAAAUCUUUAGAAGAAAUAUUUAAAUUAUAUGAUGAAUAUGAACAGAACAGAACAGCUUUACUUGCCAAAUGUCAAGCUGAAAGAGAAUAUAUUAUAUGGAGAAGUGCUGUUAAACAAAGAUCCCAAUCUCUUUCUCCUGGCAGAAGAGAGAAGCAUUCUUUAGAUCGUUCUUUAACAUCUUCUGGUAUAUAAAAAAUUUAUUUUAGAUUUUUUUAAAAAUAUUUUUUAAUGACUAAGAAUUUGCUAGUUAUCAAAAGUUCAGUUAAAAAAAGUAAAUAUCUAAUUAAAAAAGAAAUUAGCAAUAAUACUAA